Rotaria sp. Silwood1 is the source of this 2267-nucleotide messenger RNA. NCBI's taxonomy places the organism in Eukaryota, Metazoa, Rotifera, Eurotatoria, Philodinida, Philodinidae. The record is from the annotation of a GenBank genome assembly.
AUGUCCGUUGCUAGCCGAAUUAUUGAAGGUACAUUAACAUAUGAUGAAUCAUUAAUAACGAUCGAAGCAUAUGCCAUUGAAGGAGUACAAACAUCAACAUCACCUAUACAAGUAUUAGCUGAUAAAAUUGCAGGUUAUAUUGUUUCUAUUAUUGUUGAUUUUUCAUGUUUUACAUUAAUCUACUGGAUUAUUAUUGAUUAUACUCAUUUUAAUCAUAUAGAAAAAGAUUCAAUGUAUCAUCAUUCUAUGAUGGGGCAUAGUCAACAAAAGAAACUAAGUCGAAUAGAAUCUGCAUUUGAACUAGUUUUUCGUUUUACUGACACGAUUCUUUCAAUUGUUUGUUCUCGUACUCUUGGAUUUGCAACAUCAACAAUUGUUAUGGUUAAUACAAUUAUUGGUAUGAUUGCAAGACCUAAACGUAUAAAAUUUAGAGCAUCAUUGAUAAUCUUUACUCUACAAUCGAUGGAUUUUAGUCUCUUACUUGUUACUGAUGAUAAUGUUACAACUGUUCAUGAUAUAGCUACACAAGUUAGUAAAUAUAAAAAAAGCAUAUACUGAAGUUUAACCUAUACAAAAACAACGUUUUAUUGCUAUUUUAAAAGAAAAUAUCAUAAACUAGAUAUGCUAUUGACGUAUAUAUGACAAUCAUGAAUUUAUUUUUAGUCAAUGAAAAAAAAAGAAAAAAUAUUAAUGUUCAUGGUAGAAUUGAUAAUCUUGAAUAAACACCAAAUGAUUCAUUUAUUUCAAGUUUACAUGUACACUAAAAUAAAAUUUGUCGCAUGUGUCACACUUAUUAUGUGUCAGAUCUCUUGCAUUCUCCGCUUGCCAGCAUAUAACAACCAGCAGAAGCGCAAGAGAUGCGACACAUUUUAUUUUAGUGUAUGAUAAUUGUUUAGCACAGAUCUUUUCUAGUGCUACAUUAACUAUAAAACACUAAGCAUCACAUUGAUUUAUUAUUAUAAAAAAAAAGCAACAUUAUUACUUAAACAGACCUUGCAGCGGUCCUGAUUUUUGGUGCUUUUCGAAACUAAGUAAUUUCUCUUGAGAAUUUCGGUUUAGUCUCAGCGGAGACGUUUCAGAAAUUCUGUCUCUUGAUGAACUGAAAAAUGUCGGUGAAUAUAUGGCAAAAUUCAUCUUUUUAUUACAAAAUUCCUAUAGAAUCUUGUGUUAUUAUUCAGUAACAAAAAAAAAAAGAAUAAACAAACACAAGUUAGUUAGUAGAUCUGAAAUUUGAGAGUCCGAUGAAUCAUUAACUCUUCUCGUUAGAUUGCUGUCAACGAAGAUCACGAGAGACCUUCUCAAGGUGUUCCCUUGCUUUUGAUAUGACAUUUUGGCUAUAUGUUGGAGUCUCUAGACUCGAAUAACCUUAAGUUGGCUCAUUUGUCUGAGCAUUUGGGGCUGAAUUAUUAUGGAUUCUAGACUUAUGACAUCAGAUUAUCUGCAACAGCAAAUAUGCGGUUUUGACUUGAAAUUUUGUCUAUAAAUAAAUCUAAUAACCACUAGGAUACCUAAAAAGGUUCAGAUACAACGAAUGCAUCCUUGAGAUAUUUAGUUUUCAAAAGCCGUCUAUUUCUCAGAAAAAAAUUCACAAAAAUCGAAAUAUUUUUGAUAUUCAACAUGGUAAGAAGGAUGCUCUCGUUUUGUCUGAAACUUUUAAAGUAUCUUAGUGGCGAGUAUAUUUAUUCAUAAACAAAAUUUCACUUCGAAAUCCGCAUAUUUGCUGUUGCAGAUAACCUGAUGUCAUAGGUCCAAAAUCCAAUAAAAUGGUCAUAACUCACCCUCAAAGGCUCAGGUAAGCAAGCUAACUUACGAUUAUUCGAGUCUAGUCCAGCGGAAAUCGUUGGGACAUCAUGAUGAUGUCCCAACAAUAUCCGCUUGAAACUGACGAUUUCUUCUGAUACUUGACCUUCUAGGACGAAAUAUAUGCUGAUUUUACAAUUACCCAACGACGAACUAAAAAUCAUCACACUAUUUCAGCGUUUUUGUUUUAUCAUUUCGUGCUUUGUUUAAUUGUUACAUUAAGACUUAAGCUAGCUAUGUUACAUGAAUGUUAUGUUUUCAAAACACUGAGACAAUGGAUGGACGAUUUCCAAUUAAAAUUGUAUGGUUACUGGUUUUGCGCAGGAAAUGGUACGAUUUCCCAUUUCAAGGAUGUUGUCAACUGCUGGAAUAAAAUAGAGAAUGAAUUCCAUUUGACAUUUCGUAAUUUCUAUUGCGAAGUGAUGUGCAUUUUCGAUGAAUAGUGCCUAUAUGUUGGGAAUCCUAAU